AUGUACCAGAGCCUGCUCGAAAUGGAGCGGAAGCUCGACUGGACAAUAACGAGGAAAAGGAUGGAGAUUCAGGACACCUUAUCGCGUAAUCCUAGUACUACGCGAACUUUGAGGAUAUUUGUUAGUCACACAGUAUCUGGACAAUCAUGGCAGGCCGGUACAGAGAGUGACAAUCUGACGCACUCAGAGACGGGCGAGAACAUUCCAGCUUGGCAGCUCAAGAUUGAAGGAAGGCUAUUGGAGGCACGCAUCAUUCUGACGUUUUUACAGCUUCCUCAAAGAGGCAAGGAUAAAGGUCCUCCGCGAAAAUUUUCAACGUUCAUAAAGAGAAUGAUGGUGGAAUUCGAUCGCGACACGAAUGUCUAUCCGGAAAACAAUAUUGUUGAGUGGCCACGAGCCACUGGACACCACAAUCCUCCUUUAGAUGGUUUUACCGUACGACGCACGGGCGAUGUACCUACUCAUAUCCGCAUAGUCAUGUAUCUCGACCAUUAUCCUGAACAGUAUCGCCUCAAUCCGGAUCUGAGUAGCGUACUCGGAAUCAAGGAGGAAAGCCUUCUAGGCGUCGUACAGGCCUUGUGGAAUUAUAUCAAAAUCCAAGGUCUUCAAGACAAGGCUGACAGGCGACUCGUUCGUUCCGACGAAAGACUCAGAGCGAUAUUCGGUGUCGAAACGAUACCAUUUCAAAAGCUGCCGGAAUAUGUGAAAAGACUCCUCUCACCACCUGAUCCUAUCCUUCUGCAUUACUCGUUUGACCCUUCUCUACCUGUCGUUGAACCAGAACGCCCUACAGCAUGGGAUGUAGAAAUCAAAAUGGAGGACGCGGCUUUGAAAAAUAGGAUGGGGGUUAUGUUGCACACCAACAAAGAAACCUCUGUCACAUUGGCAAAGAUGGACGAAGAGAUCGCUCUACUCGCUCAGUCUUUACAUAACUCCCACCUCAAACGAACAUUCCUUCAGUCUUUCGCCGACGAUCCAGCUAAAUUUAUUCAAACAUGGCUUGAAUCGCAAUCCAGAGACUUGGAAAGUGUGCUGGGCGCUGGUGCUUCAGAAGGGCUGACUCUUCGCCAAGAAGAGCUACGUCGAAGUGAAUUUUUUCGCUUACCAUGGGUUGAAGAGGCUGUGUCUGUUCAAGAAGGUCUUCGCCUGGCUUCGAAGGGCAUGUAA
Lentinula edodes (shiitake mushroom) is the source of this 1167-nucleotide messenger RNA. RefSeq names its product SWI/SNF complex 60 kDa subunit. The transcript has 8 exons. The record is from RefSeq and is a predicted model, not a curated record. Bases 1 to 1167 code for a protein of 388 amino acids. Gene Ontology annotation, biological process: regulation of transcription by RNA polymerase II. NCBI's taxonomy places the organism in Eukaryota, Fungi, Basidiomycota, Agaricomycetes, Agaricales, Omphalotaceae. Gene Ontology annotation, cellular component: SWI/SNF complex; nucleus.